AUGGCACAAGAGGCUGCAGCAGCACAGGCUGGAGCAAAUAACCUAUACAAUCCCGCUGGAGAUUAUAUGGGUCAACCGGGGCCGUAUGACCCAUUUCAACCAUAUAACGAUUACGGAUAUGGAUGGAACGAUCAAUUUGGAUAUCCGAAUCAAUUUCCUGCACCAGGACAACAAGGAUGGUGGCCAGAACCCGAGUUCAUGCCAGGUCAGGGACCUCCAUAUAGAGGGCCACCUCGGAAUCAACCUCCAAGACAGCAAAACCCAGGGCAGCCUCCAACUGGACCACAACCUCCUCGAAGGCCACCACAGCCUCCACCUGGGGCGUGGACUGGAAGAAACCAAGCACCACCUCCGCCUCCGCCUGGGGCGCGCCCAGCGCGAAAUCCAGCACCGCCUCCACCUAGGCCGCGCCCAGCACAAAACGCAGCACCGCCUCCGCCUGGGGCGCGGCCAACGCGAAAUCCAGGGCAGCCUCCACCUAGGGUGCGGACCAUGCAGAGCCAAGGAAGGCCUCCACCUAGGGUGCAGACCAUGCAGAGCCAAGGAUGGCCUCCACCUAGGGUGCAGACCAUGCAGAGCCAAGGAUGGCCUCCACCUAGGGUGCAGACCAUGCAGAGCCAAGGAUGGCCUCCAUCUGGGGUGCAAAAUUACUACUGGAGAAGACAGUGCACAGCCCUUGGGCAACAGUUGAAUGGCCAAAGGUUUUUCCCUGGGGAAGCAACUGUUGGUGGGACAGUUGCCUCUUUUGGGAAAUACUACUGGCUGAACUGA
Messenger RNA from Macrobrachium nipponense, 771 nucleotides. RefSeq names its product proline-rich protein 2-like. The record is from RefSeq and is a predicted model, not a curated record. Bases 1 to 771 code for a protein of 256 amino acids. NCBI's taxonomy places the organism in Eukaryota, Metazoa, Arthropoda, Malacostraca, Decapoda, Palaemonidae. The transcript has a single exon.